Molecule: messenger RNA, 3286 nt
Organism: Contarinia nasturtii (swede midge)
Lineage: Eukaryota; Metazoa; Arthropoda; Insecta; Diptera; Cecidomyiidae
Product: neurotrimin-like
Exons: 14
Coding region: 1656-3185 (509 amino acids)
Cellular component (GO): neuron projection
Source: RefSeq, a predicted model, not a curated record
CUCUUGCCGGUUCCAUUUCGACUCAAAACUAGUGCUCAAUAUCGUUACAUUCUUAAUCGUCUUCAAGUUUUAAACACACAUUCACAUUAUUUUACGAAAUUAAUUGAAAUAAGAUUGCGAGAUAAAAAUAAAGCGAAAAAGAAAAUAAAAUUAAAAUCAUUUAUUCAGUGAAUUUGGGAGAAAUUCUUUUAAUCUUAUGGCUAUAGAGAAAACGAGUAUAAAUUCCGUAUUUUUAAUCUCCAUGCGAAAAGUUAAAGAAAUACCCAAAGAAUGUUUUCCAAAAACAUUUUUUAAUUAAAGUCGUCCACAGACGAAUAAGACUUGAGACUUUUGUAGUUUAAAUUUGUUUCUUUCUUGAGUGAGUGUGUUUACGUACAAACAUGUUUAUACUGCAUCGAUGCAGGUUUCGAUGCAAGUCAAGAGUUUUCCAAAGGAUUUAUUAUUGUUAAAUCUGAUUGGUAUCAAGCGUCCCCCAUACUUACGACAAUCAUAUACUGAAUUCCAUUCAGUUAGUUACUCAUAGGUUCUAUAUGCUGUUGAUGUGUGUAUGUUACGGAUUACGUGCGAAAAGUUUUCCACUUUGAUGCCACUGCACGUCAAUUAAUCUCAAUGAAAAGCGAAAACCUAUUAAAAUGCCAUGCCAAUAAAAAUUUUAACACAUAAAAUCAUACGAAAAAUUAGCAAUACAUAGCACCGGAAAAAUGAACCGUUCGCUCAUUUUGCGCUCAUAAACACAGAAACGAAACGUUUGAUGAUUUAAACGGCCACCGACAACGGUGUAGUAAAUAAAACCGUGAGUUUAAACUGUAAAAGUGUUAAAUUUAGUCUUAGCAAAGGCGUAAAAAAUAUAAAUACGGUUUUCGGUUUGUAUUUGUAACCAUUGUUCAUUGUUUUUUUUAUUUGUUUCAUAUUAUUGCAAUGAAGACGACGUUGCUGCUCACACCCCAUUGCUCAAAUUGAUUUGAUUGCAUUGUACAAAACGCGCUUAGAUUUAAUAUUUCAAAAUAAAUCGUGACCACAGUGAGAAAGACAGAGAGUGAAGAAGAGAGUAAACGAGAGAAAAUUUAUACGGAGACGUCACAAUGGAAAAUAGAAACCAUUGAACACAAGAAAAUAGUAUUGCGUGUUUUACGAUCAUAAACCAUAUAGCCACAGACGAAAAAUAUUACGGUAGAAAACAAAACUGAAUUGAAAAAAAAAACAAAAUCGAAAAGAACUGAAGGGAGAAAGAGAAGAAGAAAAAACAAAGAAAUAAACAGCAACAGAAGAAAAGAAGAAUUAUGCUAGAGUGAUAGAAUAUUGUUCAAACGUUGCUUAAGAAAUUGGCGCAUUCAAACGUGUGUUAAGGCAUAAAUAUAUUUUUUUCGGUAGAAUGUGCUUGUGAACGAAUAAACCAAACGCUGAAAGUGAGAGAGAAAGAAGAAAAAAAAAAGCUCACACCGGAGACCAUUAAACAAAUCGGCUGUUCACCGCUGCCGCCGUUGAGAAAAUCAAAAAAACACACGACGACGGCAAAGAAGAAAGAGUAGUAGCAGAAGAAGAAACUACACCACGCGAAAAUCUAGUGACGACGACAACGUCGAGCACCACCACCGCCAUCAUCAUCAUCAGAAACCACCACCACCACACAAGAGAACAACAAAGUGGAAGAGAGCAUGAAAGCAAAGGGAUUAAAUGAAGUGUUUUUUGCAACAAUUGUGCUUGGACUUAAUGGAUAUUUUAUUGCCAAUGUGAAUGGCAAUGAAGAUGAGGAUUUCACAGCGGAAGAAUUUCCGGAGGAUUUCAUGCCGCCACCGAUGCGCGAUGACUUCGUGAUUCGAGACGACAUGUCACAAAAUAACCUGAUACAAGAUAAAGAUUUGCCGAAAUUUGGGGAGCCACUUCAAAAUAUCACGGUCCCAGUUGGACGCGAAGCACUUUUAUCCUGUGUCGUGGAUAAUUUGCAAACAUACAAGACUGCAUUUCUCCGAGUCGACACUCAAACAAUAUUGACGAUUCAAACGCACGUUAUAACAAAAAAUCAUCGAAUGGUAGUCACACACGCAGAGAACCGCGCCUGGCAAUUGAAAAUACGAGAUGUCAAAGAAACGGACAAGGGAUGGUACAUGUGCCAAAUUAAUACGGAUCCGAUGAAGUCUCAAAUAGCAUAUCUAAAUGUGGUUGUUCCACCUGACAUUUUGGAUUAUCCUGGUGAUACAUCCACCGAUAUGGUUGUUAAAGAGGGUAGCAAUGUGACAUUGAAGUGUUCAGCCACUGGCUCCCCCUUGCCGAGCAUUACAUUCCGAAGAGAAGACGGAGAACCGAUUAAGUUACCUGGAGGCAUUGAACUGUCCAGCAUCAACGGGUCGUCCUUUUCAAUACCGCGCGUUGACAGGCUUCAUAUGUCAGCGUAUUUGUGUAUUGCAAGCAAUGGAAUUCCGCCAACGGUAUCCAAGCGAAUCAUGCUGAUUGUUCAUUUUCCACCUAUGAUGAUGAUCCAAAAUCAAUUGGUUGGUGCUGCCACCGGACAAAAUGUUACUCUCGAAUGCACAUCGGAGGCAUUUCCAAAGUCAAUUAAUUUUUGGAUGCGAGCUUCGUCGAAAAAUGACUCAAUCAUUACUUCUGGCAGUAAAUAUGUACAAGAAGUGUUCGAGAAUAUCUACAAAGUGGCGAUGAAAUUGACGAUUAUCGAUGUUGAUAUGAAUGACUACGGUGCAUACAAAUGCGUAGCAAAAAAUUCGCUUGGUGAAACUGAUGGAUCAAUCAAAUUAUAUCAAAUACUUCGACCAACAGUACCAACGACUCUGGCAACCACCACAACAACCACUACAACCACAACGACACCGAUGCCAUCAACGACCAUACCGAGCUCAUUGAGGAAAAACAAAGGUCGUCUGUCACAUCAGAAUAUCGACGAUGAUAUGUCAUCAAAUAACAUAAUAAUCGGAGCUACACCAAGUCAUUGGAAUAACGAUGGAAGAGGCCACGAGCAUCGUUUCCAAGGUCCUAGCUCUGAAGUACAACGAGAUGCCGACUCAUUAACCGAAAAGGACAUUUCCAGCAGCGCAACGAUAACGACGCCGUCAACAACGACACUAACCAAAACUUUUAUUUCAGUAUUUCAUUUAAAAACUUCAAGUGCAUCAUUAACAGCGAAUUUAAUACUCAACAUAUUGUUGGCCCAUAGUUAUAGGGUCAUAAUGUAGCUAACGUCUAUCAUUUAAGCAUUUUAUGCAUAGUCUCAGUUGUUUUAAAAACUAAUAUUUAACAAAACAACAACAAAAAUAGUACAUACUAAUAAUAAAAA